GCCAAUAGGAUUUCCCCUCUCCUUUCCUCAGGUAGGAAUUACUGAAGAGCAAGCAAACAAUUCCCUAAACAUCCCUCAAAUCUUCAGUUGAAAUCAUUUAUCUGCGGAAAACUAAACGGCUAAUUAUUUAUGUUUCAAAUGAGCUUCAAAGGCUUAAACUUGGACAACUACUCUCAUGUCGACAGUCAAGGACUCUCGACAUACACCGGGAACUCGAACGUCUCACCACCUCAUGAGUCAAUGUCGGGCUAUGACUUCAGCAGACCCUCCGGUCAUGAUCCAGUGCCAACUGGGUUCCCGCUUCAUUCGUUGUCGUCGAAUCACGAGAGCGCGUUCGGGGCCAAGAACUUGUUCAGCGUCAGUGGCGCAUCUGCAGCGGAUGACGUCGCCAUUACCCGCAGUGGUGAUUGUGGAAUGGUUCCAAUGACGUCGAUGCCGCAGUACUAUCCGAGGACUUCUUCGCUUUUGGCCAAUAUUCUCAGUGCGGAGAGAAGCACUCCUUCUUCGGCAUCUGUGAUGGGGUCUCUGCCUCUCCCAAGUCUGACUGUUCCCUCCACUUCGUCCUCGUUCCCCUGCUCUUCCCACUCCUCCGAUUCCUCCUCUUUGGGACUGGCGGCAGCUGUCACUUCUUCGGUUCACUCAUUCAACCCACCGCACACUUCACUAUUACAGGUGAACGAAUCCGGCCCUGGGACGACUGGAGGAAGAUCAGUUGGCAGUGCGAUUGGCUCCUCUGCUGUUCCUUCUUCAGUGCAGCAACAGCACAACAAGUAUAUCGCGAACUCAUUCGCCAACUUCGUCAAGACAUUCGGAGAGGACAAUGCUGCUAUCAAGUACAACUCAAUUGGGGUUUUGCCUCUGACUACCUCAGACACCACCGGCAACCCCCACGCAUAUAAUAGAAGUGGGAGUGGGUCUACUUUGGCAGAUAUCUCAUCCAGCCAUUGCUCAGAUUCACACUCUUACAGUGGCAGCAGAUUGAACAAUCCGAAUUCAGAUCCUCUCGAUUCUUUCCCCUCUCUUCAGAGGAGAAAAGAGGACAAUUUGUCACCUGGUAUCGGGGGUGUAUACAACAGCAAGACAUCCAAAGACAGCUCAGAAGAUAAAACAUCGUAUGGGGAACAGGAAACUAGUUUGUCUUUGCCUCAAGAUCUGGAGUCGUGGAGUGGGGUGCAGGUGUUGGAAUGGUUGGAGUGGAUCUGCAAAGAGUACCAUCUAAGUGGUCUAGACAGCGGGAAACUGUCGCCCUCCACCGACGGCAGACAACUCGCACAACUCAACAAGGCCGACUUCAUCGACAUGUUCGGCUCAUGCUACGGCGAGAUAGUCUGGUGUCACCUAAACUUCAUCAAAGAAGCAAACAUCUACAGUCAAAGCGCGACCAAAAAUGGCGACCUCGAAAAUUCGGCGCAAAAAUUGGACGACAAAAAUGAUUCCUCGAAACCUCUCUCUAGCCCCAGCAACAAAUCGAACGGACAGGUGUCAACUCAAAGCCCUCUUUUGUAUAAAGGAUCUGGACAGAUUCAACUCUGGCAAUUUCUACUUGAGCUUCUCUCGGACAACAAGAACUCCGACUGUAUCCAGUGGGAAGGCAACUCGGGUGAAUUCAAAAUCACCGACCCAGACGAAACAGCCAAAAGAUGGGGCGAAAGGAAAUCGAAACCCAACAUGAAUUACGACAAACUGUCAAGAGCACUGAGAUACUACUACGACAAAAAUAUCAUGAGUAAAGUGCAUGGCAAACGAUACGCUUACAAAUUCGACUUUCACGGCCUGGCUCAAUUCACUCAAAGCACUGCGUAUGGAGACCACGCCGCAGCUACAAUUAGAUACCAACCUCACUCGGAAAUAGCGCCAUACUUCCAUACAUACAACACAGCCGCCGCUCAUUUUUCAGCUACCGGUUUCCCCAUGACCAGUUUACCCCCAAUGAACUUAGCUUCUAUGGCUGCUGCUCAGAAAAUGAACCCAUUCAUUCAGGCACAGCCAAGAGCUGCAGCAGUCACUCCUUCAGCACCAUUCACGAACAACCAGUUCUUCAGUGACACUGCAAAUGCAGCGGCUGUUGCAAUGGCACAUGCGGCUCCCAACGUUACAGCCACAACACCAGGUCUCUUAAGUACAGCACAGGCACAUCACUAUUGGGCAGCGCACCACUCCUUUUCAGCCUAUGCUAACCCGUACACUACAGGGUACAACACAGCAGCCGCUCAGAACAUGUUCGGAUCGUUUGCAGUGAACAAUUCAAAUUCACACUCUUAUGGAUAUUAGA
Molecule: messenger RNA, 2272 nt
Organism: Symsagittifera roscoffensis
Lineage: Eukaryota; Metazoa; Xenacoelomorpha; Acoela; Convolutidae
Product: DNA-binding protein D-ETS-6-like
Exons: 9
Coding region: 130-2271 (713 amino acids)
Biological process (GO): cell differentiation; regulation of transcription by RNA polymerase II
Cellular component (GO): nucleus
Molecular function (GO): DNA-binding transcription factor activity, RNA polymerase II-specific; sequence-specific DNA binding
Source: RefSeq, a predicted model, not a curated record